AUGGCUCUCUCCCAAGUCAUGAAACGUCCCAGAAAGCUGCUACAGGACAGCAGUCAGACACUAUGCCGAGCUCUAGGUCUCAAUGUCAUAUUUUCUUUCUUUGUGUUUCUGCGUCACAAAGCAGUAGGAAAAGGAUACACCGAGCCGACCAAGAUCGCCAUACGUAGGAGUCGGACGGCAGCUUUACUGCGAGCUCUGAUCCAUAUCGUCCCGGUGGGUGUGGCCUUGUGGGAGAUCGUGUUGAACUGGAACACCUACUUCGUGGGAUAUGCUAUCUACAAUCAGGCUUACUAUCAGUUUGGAGCUAAAAUACACGAAAUAGCUAUCGAGGCGUCGCUAUCCGCUGUCAUCUUCUCGUACGUGAGAUACGAGUUGAUGCUUGGGGACGGUAUACCAUUCGGAGCACUUUUCUCCGGCCUUCAAGUCUCGCAAGCUAGUUACCUCUGGUCUAUGGAGUUCUGGGGCACCGUUCGCUCGAAGAAUAUCUCUUUGAAAAGCAAAUUACGUCUGUUGGUCGUGGUUACUGCAUCAGUCUUUCUUGCCGCUGUUGCCGGACCCACUAACGCAUCGGAACUGCCAAUGCAAUGCCUGAACGCAAAUACCUCGGAUAUUUACACUUUUGCAUGUCCUUCGCAUGGAUGGGAAGCUGUUCAGGACUUCAUUUACACUACAAUGAACACUCUAGACCCGAAGUAUCUGGCUUUGAUUGAAGUCGUCGGUCUCCCUGAGUGGGUAGAAGUGACAGGCCAUGGUUCGCUGCGCCACCUUGUGCUCGACACGGUGAUUUCUGUACAAGAGGGUUAUGAUCCAGACCCUAUCGUUGGAACCACACAGCAAUCAGUGAUUGCAGAUGCCUUAACGGAAACAGGAAACCUCUGGACCACUUUUAUAGCUAAUAUCUCCACGAGAGGACACGGCAGCGUAUUACAACAACUAGAUGCAGUGCACACCAUCAAAAAUGGCUACUAUCAACCUUAUACAAUAGCCUCAUGUGCAACCGACGUCAUCCAUGGUCCACAUGAUGAUAGCGCAGUUGCUUUUCCAGUUCCACCAGCGGAUUCGAUGUUGAAUCGGACCGAAUACAAUGACUCAAUACUAGACGUCUACUCGUUCGUGUACCCUGGCAUUACAAAGAAUCAAAUCCUUGGCACCCCUGGUUCCCUCGAAGAAAGUCGGCUCAGAUGGGUCGAGUUACCGCAAGAUCCUUUCAAUGGCUCUGCAAUCGGGGCUGUCAUUUUACUUCCUCGGUCAACCUUGAAUUCGACACAGGAGUUUUUAGUUUGCAACCUCGGCGCCGGCUGGGGUUCUUCCAUCAUAAAUACCUCGUCAUUCGCUGGCGGUACCACUUUCACGACCAGUGUUGUUGACCUGUCUGCCAUCGAACAAUAUGAAAACCCACCUGAAGCGAAUCAGAGCAGUCCUUAUUACGAAAGACCACCCCGAGCCGAGUCACUGGCCAAGACCAUAGUCAGCCAAUUUAAUCUACCUUUCUUUCCUGAGAAGCCAAUCAUCGUUACCGAGGUCUGGGCAAACUAUCUGAAUCCCUUCAUUCCAGCUUUGAAUACAACUGUGAUUGAUACUCUUAUGUCUACGCAUGCGCCUGUCGGAGAGCUGAGUUCCGAAGAACAAAUCGGAACAGCAAAAUGGGCCUUGGCUGGGCUUCUGGCCAACGGUCUCGCAAGCAUCGGCGCUACCAGUACACUUCAGGGAAAUCUCAAAACGGUCGUGAAAUCUGACGGGUCAAGCGAAUGGGCUGGAGAUUACUGGUUCUCCGGUAAGGGGGACGUAUUCACCGUCGAUCCAGAGGAAAGCAAGGACUGGGUGAAGCUCCGCGUCGACUCUACGGUCAAUGGUUAUGCCUACAACAUCCGUGGUGCAUCGCCGAAAGUUGCGAUCUCCUUUCUACUUGCCUAUUGUAUCACUGCUCUCAGCCACAUCUUAUAUGCCGGAAUCUCUGGUAUCUCUUCCACCUGCUGGGACUCCAUUGGCGAAGUGACAGCACUAGCCAUGAACUCCACCCCCACCACCCUCCUGAAGAACACCUGCGCUGGUAUCAUGGAACUGAAUAUCUUCAAACUCCCAGUUCGCGUCUUAGCGAUUCGCGAUGACGAGGGGGACGGCGAGCACUUGGAACUCGUGUUCGGCAAUGUGGACGAGAAGGAUGUGAGAGGGACCCCUAUCAAGCCGAAUAGGGUGUAUGGGACGCUGCCCAAGUUGGCGAAAGAGCAGAAGAGCGAGUGA
Messenger RNA from Letharia lupina, 2241 nucleotides. RefSeq lists its product as uncharacterized. The transcript has 3 exons. The coding region runs from base 1 to 2241 and encodes 746 amino acids. The record is from RefSeq and is a predicted model, not a curated record. Lineage: Eukaryota; Fungi; Ascomycota; Lecanoromycetes; Lecanorales; Parmeliaceae.